GAGAGAGAGAGAGAGAGAGAGAGGGAGGGGAGAAAAAGAGAGAGAGGGAGAGAGAGAGAGAGAGAGAGACGCCCUUUCCAAGGGUUCCUCCUCCGAGCGCAGCCCCACACGCCUGCAAAAUGGCACAGAAAAACACAGCGAGGAACCGGCGAGACAGGAACAGUUGGGGAGAGUUUUCAGAGGGAAGUUUCAGCUGGCCAUCAGAAGAUGAACCUGUGGAGAAAGCUCGACCCGUUCAGAUUCUUGUCGUUAACGAUGACCACACAUUUGAACUGGAUGAAGAGGCUCUAAAUAAGAUCCUUCUCUCAGAUGAAGUUCGAGAUCGGGAAGUGGUAGCUUUAUCAGUCGCAGGUGCCUUCAGAAAAGGAAAGUCGUUCUUGAUGGAUUUCAUGCUGAGAUACAUGUACGGCCAGGAGCUGAACACUUGGCUAGGUCACUACGAUGAACCCUUGACUGGUUUCUCCUGGCGUGGAGGAUCAGAGCGUGAAACGACUGGGAUUCAGAUAUGGAGUGAGGUGUUUCUGGUUGACAUACCCAGUGGAGAGAAGGUUGCGGUUCUGCUGAUGGACACGCAGGGGACAUUUGACAGCCAGUCGACCAUCAGAGACUCAGCCACAGUAUUUGCACUUAGCACCAUGAUAAGCUCAAUGCAGGUGUACAACUUGUCACAAAAUAUUCAGGAGGAUGAUCUCCAACAUCUACAGCUUUUCACCGAGUAUGGUCGAUUAGCCAUGGAAGAAACAUUCCAGAAACCAUUUCAGUCACUUAUAUUUUUAGUCCGUGAUUGGAGCUUUCCUUAUGAAUUCAACUAUGGUCUUGACGGAGGCACGAAAUUCCUGGAAAAACGUCUUAAGAUUUCAGAAAACCAGCACGAGGAGCUGCAGAAUGUCAGGAAACACAUUUACUCUUGUUUCACAAACAUUUCUUGCUUUCUGAUGCCACACCCUGGGCUGAAAGUGGCCACCAAUCCCAACUUUGACGGACGACUGAAAGAGGUAGAUGAAGAUUUUAUAAUACAGCUAAAGGUUCUGGUUCCCUGGCUUCUUUGUGCUGAGAAUCUUGAGGUGAAAGAAAUCAAUGGAAAUAAAAUAACCGGUCGAGGACUUGUGGAAUAUUUCAAGGCAUACAUAAAGAUCUAUCAAGGAGAGGAGCUACCACACCCCAAGUCCAUGUUACAGGCAACAGCAGAGGCUAAUAAUCUAGCAGCUGUAGCAGCAGCCAAGGAUCUGUACAGCAAGCAAAUGGAGGGGGUUUGUGGAGGGGAUAGACCAUUCCUCGCACCCAAUGAUCUCCAAAACAAACACUUGGGACUCAGGGAACAAGCCAUCAAAUUAUUUUGUGGAGUUAAGAAGAUGGGUGGAGAGGAAUUUAGUCGUCGUUAUUUGCAACAACUAGAAAGUGAAAUCGACGAGCUGUACAUAAAUUACAUAAAACACAACGAUAGUAAGAACAUAUUCCAUGCUGCUCGCACACCUGCCACUCUGUUUGUGGUCAUAUUUAUUAUGUAUGUAAUAGCUGGAGUGACGGGCUUCAUUGGAGUGGACAUUAUAGCUAGUCUGUGCAACAUGGUAAUGGGGCUGGCUCUGAUUACUCUGUGCACUUGGGCGUAUAUUAGGUACUCUGGAGAAUACAGAGAGCUUGGAGCCGUCAUAGACCAGGUAGCGGGAGCCUUAUGGGACCAGGGAAGUACCAAUGAGGCUCUUUUCAGGCUGUACGAUGCUGCUACAAGCCACAGACACGUAUAUCACCACACCUUUCCUGCUGCACAGACAGAAACCAACAAAGACACAGGGAAGAAAAAAUGAUUUAUCUGAAUUCCCUGGCUGUACAGCCGAACAAGCUGUUCAUUCAUUAUUAUGUGCAUUCCCAUUUCACUAACUCAAGAAGUGCUGUUUAAAUGGAAAAAAGCUAAAGGUAGCUUGUAAAUGCUGGAGAAGCAAUGAAACCAUGUAUCAACAAUGAACACUGCAGGCUUUCACAUAUACUUCUGUUGCAAAUUGUACUGUGCAGAUGUGCUGGUUUGCAUGAUUUUGUUAACUGUGUUGAUAUGUACGAGUCAAAUGUUCUUCCAUCAAGAAAGUACAAUUAAUUUUUUUAAAAAAUCAUUUCAAACAUUGUUUUCCCCAAUCAAAAGUACAUUUGUUGUCUUCCACAAUAAUUUAGUCUAAUUUCUGCAUUGUAAAUUUAAAAUGUUUGAUAUUUAUUGAACGUUAAAGUUUAAAACAUGUUUUCUUCAAUUUCACUGUCCUAAUAGAUCACAAUACAGUAUUGUUUUUAAAACUACAGUUCUGCUCACAGAUACACUCGAAUGUGUUCACAUACACACACAAUAAAACAUUUUGUUUUAUUACCUUA
This is a messenger RNA of Callorhinchus milii (elephant shark), 2355 nucleotides long. It is a transcript of the gene atl1, whose product is annotated as atlastin GTPase 1. Gene Ontology annotation, molecular function: GTP binding; GTPase activity. The record is from RefSeq and is a predicted model, not a curated record. The transcript has 14 exons. Gene Ontology annotation, biological process: endoplasmic reticulum organization; protein homooligomerization. The coding region runs from base 120 to 1805 and encodes 561 amino acids. Lineage: Eukaryota; Metazoa; Chordata; Chondrichthyes; Chimaeriformes; Callorhinchidae.